Messenger RNA from Acyrthosiphon pisum (pea aphid), 402 nucleotides. RefSeq lists its product as uncharacterized. The coding region runs from base 1 to 402 and encodes 133 amino acids. The transcript has 2 exons. Lineage: Eukaryota; Metazoa; Arthropoda; Insecta; Hemiptera; Aphididae. The record is from RefSeq and is a predicted model, not a curated record.
AUGAAUAAAAAAAAAUGGACUACUGAAGAAACGUGCAAGCUGAUUGAAUUGUACCGUGAAUCCCCAAUAUUGUGGGAUGCCAAAAACUUAAAUCAUAAAAAUAAAUUCAAAACAGCUGAUGCAUUGAAAGAAAUAGCGUUCACAUUCAAUACCGAUUCUAGUGAAAUAGACAGGAAGCUUAAAAAUGUAUACUCGCAAUACACAAGAGAAAGGCGUAAUUAUAAAGCUAUGAAAAAAUCAGGAGCUGGAAAAGAAUUUCAUGCUAAAUGGUUCGGAUAUGAACUUAUGAGUUUUCUACAAGAUAAAAAUAAACCUAGGAAAACUCGAGAAUUUGGAUUAGAUGAAUGUCAGUUGCCAUGUAGUACAGUGGUGCAGUACACAACUCAUCUAGGUAGUCACUAA